AUGUUUGUUUUUCAAAUUGAAGUUACACAAUCAAAUGUGAAGAAUUUUCGAUCAUCCACAGCUUUAGCAAGCUCUUUACCGUAUCCUAAUGAUCGUAAAUUCCAGAUUCAAGAAACUCAUUCGUCAAUCGAUGUUGUCCUUGAUGAUCUUAGUCAAGUAUCAGCUGAUGCUCUUGUUUGUAUAACAACGAGUGAAAAUAUUUUGAAUUUUGUGUUAGCUCACGCUGGUAAAGAUAUCUAUGACCAAUAUCGUCAGUCGUAUAACUCUCGUCAAGUACUUAUAUUAAAUGGGGGGAAAACAAAAGUACAAAAAAUUAUAUUUAUUGAGUGGAAAAACUCAACAUCGAAAAUGUCCUAUACUGAAAUACAAGAGUCGUUAGCAACAUUAGUUCACUUUUGUCUUGAUACAGCACAAGAACGUAAUAUAAAAUCAAUUGUAUUUCCAUGCAUUGGUAUUGACGCUAUGAUAUGGGAUUCAUCCUUAGUUCCUAAAGCAAUGAUCGAUGCAGCCAGUGAACGUUUACAUAAAUAUAAAAUGAAUGUGAUCUAUGCCAUUUGUAAAAAGCCGCAAGAUAAAUAUCCCGAAACUGAUCCAUGUUAUCAAUAUGCAUCAAUUGAUGAAUGUAUCCAAGUAAAAUUAGGAGAAGAAUAUAGUUGUUCAAAUGCUAAAACAACAUUUAGAUUAACAACAUUAGAUUAA
Didymodactylos carnosus is the source of this 699-nucleotide messenger RNA. The record is from the annotation of a GenBank genome assembly. Lineage: Eukaryota; Metazoa; Rotifera; Eurotatoria; Philodinida; Philodinidae.